CUUUGAGGUGAAGGAUAAUAAAGAUACAAGAUGCUGAAACUUAUGGAAUUCAGGUAAAAUAGGGAAAUUUAUAGUUGUAAAUGCAUAUAUUAAGAAAGAAGGAAGCUUUCGGUUUCUCGCAGAUAUUGCAACAGCAGCGUACCGUGACCCCGCACGGAUGGGUCUUCCGUCCCUCGGCUGACCCCGCGGCGUCCUCCGCGUCCGUCUCAGUCCCCCAUGGGCCUCCUUCCUGUCCCGGGACUAGCCAGAGCCAAGUCAGUUCCCACAAAGACCUACUCAAAUGAAGUUGUUACACUAUGGUACCGGCCACCUGAUGUGCUUCUUGGUUCCUCAGAGUACUCAACACAGAUUGACAUGUGGGGUGUUGGUUGCAUUUUCUUUGAAAUGGCUUCUGGAAGACCUCUGUUUCCAGGAUCAACUGUGGAAGAUGAAUUACACUUAAUUUUCCUACUGCUAGGAACUCCAUCUCAGGAAACUUGGCCAGGUGUGUCUUCAAAUGAUGAGUUCAAGAACUACAACUUUCCAAAAUAUAAACCACAGCCUCUAAUUAAUCAUGCACCCAGGUUAGAUUCUGAAGGAAUUGAGUUGAUAACAAAAUUUCUUCAGUAUGAAUCUAAGAAAAGGGUUUCAGCAGAAGAGGCCAUGAAACAUGUAUACUUUCAGAGUCUGGGACCAAGAAUACAUGCUUUACCUGAAAGUGUAUCAAUAUUCAGUUUGAAAGAGAUUCAGUUGCAAAAGGACCCGGGUUUUCGAAAUUCUUCUUAUCCAGAGACAGGACAUGGGAAGAACAGAAGACAGAGCAUGCUCUUUUAAGUCUGAUAACAUGGUUUCAAGCCCAGCCCCCCAGCCUUUCUUAUCAAUCAAGGACUCAGAUCUGAAGGCAGUUAUUUCUUUUGGUGGACUUGGAAUCUUCGUUUGUCUACACUGUCUUCUUCACAGUGGAGUCUUUUUAUUUCAGACCUAUAGAUUGUUUUUAUAUUUGUUGUCACAGUGUGACAAUUUUUUUUUUUUGUACAGUUGGUUUUAAGGUUUCCUCUGCCAUUAGAGCCAGUAGGUUACAGCUAUUGAUGUAACUGUAGCUGCAAUUUUUGUGCAGAACUGAGAAACACAGUGCAUUAUUUAUUGUGGAAUCAUUGCUGCUAAAUAACUACUGUCUGUUUAUUUAACACAACAGUUAAAUGCCUGAAGAAGUUGCAGUGGCUUUACUAUAUGUGAAUGCAUCUGUUUCUCCUCACAAAUUGUUUUUCUGCUGCAUUUUUGUUUUUAAAAUUAAACUGCAGUGUGUCCUGGAAUGUAAAUCUAGCUUUGCUUAACAGUAAAAUAAGUGAGCCAUCUUGAACACUCUGAGUUCAUGAUAUAUAAUUUCUUAUUGAACAUUGGCAAAUAGAGUAGCUCAGAGAUUGAUAAGCACAUUAUUUUUAGGAAAGCAUGAGAUGCAGAAAUUGAUUCAAGCAAGUGAAUACCUGAUAUUUUGGAAAUCCCCACCUUAGACACCAGUAAAUUAAAACACCCAAAUAAUUUAUUUUUAUCUAUUACAUAUUACUGGAUAUUUGUAUACUAAUACACUUGCCUAAUUUUACAUUGUGUUUUAAUUCAGUUAAAACUAAACCAUACAAGUCCAGACAAUAUGAAAGGUCUUGUUUUUGUUUGUUUUAAAUACAUUUCUUUUAUUAGAAAGGAUGGUAUUUCAUUGGGUGGCAAUUUAUUUUUCAUUUGGGAGUUGUAUAUGUGUUUUAAUAGCACUUACUUGGAAUCAACAGAAAACUAUAAAAUGUCUUUGUAAUGAGCCAUGAUGAACUUCAAAUGAGAGAAAUGAGAACUUAGAGGAUUAAUGUUUUAAAGGAUUAUAGGUAUUCUGUUUACCAGAGAUAGUAAAUAUUAAAGUUUUGAUUAUGCAUCUCUUCGGACAUCAUAAACACACCUUGGUAUUGGUAACAGUGUUUUAAGAAUUUGUGUUCACUUUUAAGGACUAUUUGUUUAGUGCAUCUUAUAAACUAUAAAUCUUAAUUGGUAUAUUUUGAAAAAAAAAAAAAAAAAGAAAGAAAGAAGGAAGAUCUCAAGAGAAUAACCUAACCUUCUACCUU
Molecule: messenger RNA, 2084 nt
Organism: Choloepus didactylus (southern two-toed sloth)
Lineage: Eukaryota; Metazoa; Chordata; Mammalia; Pilosa; Megalonychidae
Product: cyclin-dependent kinase 17-like
Exons: 1
Coding region: 217-813 (198 amino acids)
Biological process (GO): protein phosphorylation
Cellular component (GO): cytoplasm; nucleus
Molecular function (GO): ATP binding; protein kinase activity
Source: RefSeq, a predicted model, not a curated record